Branchiostoma belcheri (Belcher's lancelet) is the source of this 4872-nucleotide messenger RNA. Its product is annotated as laminin subunit beta-1-like. Lineage: Eukaryota; Metazoa; Chordata; Leptocardii; Amphioxiformes; Branchiostomatidae. The record is from RefSeq and is a predicted model, not a curated record. The coding region runs from base 1 to 4866 and encodes 1621 amino acids. The transcript is spliced from 31 exons.
AUGGUCGACAAAGAUAAGAAAGUGAUGGCCUGUAACUGUACGUCAGCAGGAAUAACCGGCAAUGGGACAUGCCACAACAUGACAGGCCAGUGCACCUGUAAGGACCGGGUGACCGGCCGCACCUGCGACACCUGUAAGGACGGCUUCUGGAACCUGACAGCAGACAAUCCUCAGGGUUGCCAAGCCUGUGAUUGUGAUGCCUCCGGCACGUUUAACAGCUCCAACCUGUGUGAUCAGCUGACUGGGAACUGUGUCUGUAAGAACAACACUGAGGGAGACAGCUGUGAGAGGUGCAAGGUGGGGUCCUACAACCUGACUGAAGAGAACCCAGCCGGCUGUACCCUGUGUGAGUGUGACCCUGGAGGAUCAGUCAGCCCCCAGUGUAACAGUACAGGACACUGCACAUGCAGACGCCAGAUGACUGGGAAGACCUGUAGUGUGGCAGAGGAAGGAUACUUCAUGCCUGCUCUGGACUACUUACUGUACGAGGCAGAAGUCAAGGCAGAGGCACAGAGUUCUUCAGUAGUUGAGUUGAACUCCGACAGAGUGACAGGCAGUGGCUACCUGCACGUCCCAGCUCAGACUAACAUCUACUUCAGCCUCACAGUGCCAGCCAAUCACACAUACGCUGUGGUCCUGAGGUACAAUAGUGAGUUUUCAGGAGAUUCCGUCUGUGUGAGUUUACAUCGUCAGGAGGGUUGCCAUGACAACAACACCAGGCUGCCUGCCCUUGGGGAGGGCGGAUCUGUGAUUGCAACAAAUGUACACCUUGAUGCAGGUGUAGAGUACACCAUCUCUGUCUACACAAACAACAGCAAUGGGACAGAUGGGAUCUUACUGGACUCUUUGGUGCUGCUGCCAGUACUGAGUGAGACCACAGUGUACCAGACAGCCAGUCCUGCAGACAGACAGACCCUGAGCUCCUGCUGGGCUGCAGCUGCUGCAGUCAGGCAGCAGACUUCUGCAGACUGUCAGCUGUGGGGGGACGCAGUCACGGCAGAAGUAUAUGGAAUUCAAGAAUGCAGCUGCAACUCCACUGGAGUGAAUGGUACGACCUGCUCCCCCCGUGGUGGACAGUGUGCCUGUCUGCCUGGGGUGGUGGGGAGGGACUGUGACUUGUGUGCAGCCUUCACAUAUGGCAUCAGCUCAGGAGAGGGGUGCACAGCAUGUGACUGUGACCAAUUAGGCUCUGUGGACCAGUCAUGUGACCCCCUGACAGGGGCGUGUCAUUGCCAUGCCAACGUCCAGCCCCCUAAAUGUGACUCGUGUGUAGAGGAUCACUAUGGACUGCAGACAGGACAGGGGUGUCAGCCCUGCACAUGUAACCUGACCUACUCCUAUAACAACUCCUGUACUGAUGAGGGACAGUGCCCCUGUUACUACGGCUUGGGGAACUGGUCCAGCGAUGGCUGCCUGUCCUGUUUCUGCUCCAACCACUCCUCUAACUGUUCCAGCAGCCUGGGAUGGCAUCAUGGCAGCAUUGUCAACUCCUGGUCGCUCCUGGACAGCAGUGGCAUCAAUGAGAGUCGUUGGCAGGCCAUGGACGGGGAGGGGAACAGUGUAGACAUUGAGGAGGAUUACAGAAUUCUGGAGAGGUUGUUUCAGCCCCAAAUUGUCCUCCAUCUGCAAGACACAAACCACACUGAUCUGUACUUCAGUGCUCCUGAGGAGUUCCUGGGGGAUAAGAGGUCUGCAUAUCUGCAGAGUUUUCAGUUCACAUUAAGUCAGUCGUCUGUAGAGAAUCAGACCGACACACCCCGGGCUGAUGUGAUCAUCAGGGGCUGGUACAGGUCAGAACCACUGGUCAGAAGUCUGCCACACAAUCCUAGACUCAACAGGACACCAUAUGAGUUCAAAUUUCACGAGGAUGAGGAGUGGUUUAUGGGUAACAUCAGUCAGGGACAUCGGGCGAGUAAAGCAGACAUCGUCACAGUUCUCUCCAACAUCACACAGAUCCUCAUCAGGGCCAAGUACACCACGGUACCAGGUGAAGCAGUAGACAUGUACUUUGUGCGGAUGGACUAUGGUACUACUGACCCUUCCACUGGGCCUCCUCUCAACACUAUAGAGGAAUGCUCCUGUCCUGAGGGAUAUCAGGGUCAGUUCUGUGAGCAGUGUGCCCCAGGCUAUACACGAGAGGUCCCCGAUCUCAUAGGUGACCCCCUGACCCCGUGUGUGCCUUGCGAGUGUAACGGUCACGAGGCUGGGCCAUGCCAUGUUGACAUGGGGGUGUGCAGCUGCACACACAACACGACAGGAGACCAGUGUGAGCUGUGUGAGGAUGGCUUCUAUGGUGAUGCCUUGUUGGGAACUGCAGACUCCUGCCAGCCAUGUGCAUGUCCAGGGUUGAUCGGGUUUGACACCAACUACUUUGCUGAGACCUGCAAUGGGAACGGCACCUGUCACAACUGUACAGACAACCAUGUCGGGGACAACUGCCAGGACUGUGCUGAGGGGUUCUAUGGACAGCCUCUUAAUGCAACAAACCUGAAUGGUGCCUGCCAGCCCUGUGAGUGUACAGACAGUCCCCCGGUGUGUGACCAUGUAACCGGGCAGUGUCUGAACUGUAUCAACAUGAUGGGUGGGCACCACUGUGACAGGUGUAAUGACACCUUGUACGGACUGGUCAUGCCUGGCAUGGAGAACAACUGCACAGACUGUAACUGUAACAGUACAGGAAGCACCAGCCUUGUGUGUGACUACACUACAGGACAGUGUGACUGCCAGCGUAACGUUACCGGCAGGCAGUGUGAUGGCUGUGAGCCUAACCACUGGAACUUCAGCACCGAGGGCUGCUCCCCGUGUAACUGUCACCAGCCUGGGGCUGUUAGUCAGAAGUGUGACCUAAUGACUGGUGAAUGUAACUGCACAGCCCAUGCUGUAGGGUUCCAGUGUGACAGAUGUGAGACAGGAUACUACCACAAUCACAACCAGGAAUGUGUCACAUGCAACUGCAACAUCCUGGGCACUGUGAAUGGGAACUUGACCUGUGACCCCAGAACAGGUCAAUGUAACUGCAGGGGUGGGGUCAGAGGUCAGAAAUGUGACCAGUGCAAGUUCGGAUUUGAAGGAGACUUCCCCAACUGUACAGUCUGUCCUCCAUGCUUCGCUGCCUCUGUCACCAGAAUACUCAACAUCACAGAAGAGCUCAACUCCACGUUUGAAGAUAUCCAAGGCCUGUGGGGCCAGUAUGGGAACAUGUCUGUCACAGAGGUGAGACAGAUCCUUGCCCAGCUGAACAGAACCCUGCAGAAUGUUACAGGAGUACUACAGGAGGAGAUAGUGGAUGCCAGGAACAUCAGGGAGCUCAACAGGCUGUAUGCACAGAUAAGAAACAUUUCUGCAGAGCUGGAGUCCCAUCUAGCAAGUCUUAAUGAGACUCAGGCAGAGCUUGAGAUACAGCUGGGUGAUCUUGAGAAGUUUAAUGGCACCACUGUCAUAGAUGGACAGGUUCACAAUUCUGACAGCAUUGGUUAUCUGUUAGACACUGUAAAAGUUGAUGUAGCCAACAGAACUGCCACUGCAAACAGAACCUGGUACAACAUCAACCAGAUACAACAGGACCUGAACGCCAGCCUUACUGUACUGUACGGGCUGGAGAACAACAUUUCAAACAUCAACCAAACUUUGGAAGAUUCAAGGAAUCUACUGGAGGAAAGUUCCAACAUCACAGCAAAGAACUACUCUACAGAAGUGCAGCAGAAUAUUGAAGAGCUGGGAAGGCUCAGUGAAACUGCUACAGGACUGGUGGAACAGUUUACAGUGUUAGCUUCUAAUGUGUCCAGGCUUCUUCAAGAUGUACAGGAAGGAAACCUAACAGUGCAGAAGUCUCUGGUCCAGGCUGAGGAGCUUGUCAGGAGUGCUGCAGACCUGGAGAGGCUGAUCAACGAAACACAACUCAACAGUUCUGCUGUUCAACUGGCAGCAAUGGGCAUCCUCAAUAACACACAGGGAUAUCAGAUAUUUGCUGGUGCUUCACUGUCCAACAUCACUACUGCCCUAGCACAGCUGACUAGCCUGGGACAAAUUUUAGAGGAAGUGAGCAACAAGACCACAGAAGCAGGGGAGAUUGCCAACAGCACACUCAACAUGUCAAUACGACAGCUACAGGACAUGGUAAACAUCUCCAGCCAGAUCAACAGCACCACAGUAGCAGAGGAGCUGGUCAACACCACGCUGCAGGGGGCACAAGAGGGGCUGCAGACUGCACAGACUCUACGGAAUGUCACACAGACUGCUGAGGAGGAAGCAAGGAGAGCCCAGUCCCUGGUACAGCAGAUUGAAAAUUCGCUUGUGGACAGUAAUGAGACCAGGCAGGAUGUCAGGACAACUCUGCAGACCCUGGAGACUGACAGACAAAAGAUACAGAACAUCACAGAACAGGUUACAAGGACAGCGGAGACAUCCCAUGCCCAGGCCAGCACCAUCCUGUCUGAUGUGUUCCUAGUGAGAAAUGAGGUGGACAUGCUGCAGCAGUGUUUUGUGCAGGGCAGACUGGACGUUCUGCAGCUAGCUAACACAGCGCAGGGCAUUCACACAGUCUCUGAAUCAAACACACAGAUGAUGAAUGCGACCAAACAGCAGUUGACUGAAGCACAGACUCAAACAGCCUCCCUGGUGUCUGACAGUGAGGCCCUCCAGCAGGAGGCACUGGAACUGCAGGAUAAUGCAUCUGCUGUUGCUGAGGAAAUGGCCUCACUUCAACAGGUGGCAGAAUUACAAGCCCUGCUGGAUGACUACAUUGCGGGGAAACAGGAGAUGGAGGACCUGGAAGCAGAGAUGGCAGCUCUGGAGGGGCAGAUGGACUCUCUCAUCGCCAGCUUUGAGGCAGCAGACCCAUCCACACAGCAGUGUAGCAACCCUUGAGCAUUC